AUGGACGAGUUCGAUCUGCUCAAUCAACCCGUGCAGCAAGGAGAAGAAACUACAAAUACUCAAAAUGACGGCCUCUUUGGAUCGGAAAAUACGGAUACGGAUCAACAAGAGGCUUUAUCUUGGCAGAUUGAAACUAAUGUAACUGACACGAUAUCGUCACAAUCCAAUGCAUUUAGUGAUGAUACCUUGAAUCAGUUGACGUCUACAUCACAAACAGCAUCGUUUAAUGAUGAAACAUUUACCAAUCAAGCGAAUACUAAUCAAUUAGAUUCGUUUUCGAACGUCGAUCCUUCAUCAAAAACAUACGAUUUUCUUUCCAAUGAUCGAACAGAACCGCAAUCAGGGACAAGUUCGUUGCAGGCUCAAUCGAGUUACUCGGGAGUAUCCUUUACGGAAACGCCAUCUCCAAUUGACGAAUUCAAUGCUCGUCGUCAACAACAGCUCGCUGAGAAAGACGCCGCAGAAAAACGAAAGAUUGACGAAUUGCGAAAUCAAGCGAAAACAGAUUUAGAUCGUUGGUAUCGAGAACGUCAAAUGCAUAUGGAGCAAAAACUGCAAUCGAUGAAAGACGAAGAAGAAGCGUUCCGAACGAAGGCACUGCAGAAAAGCGACAAUAGUUCCUGCGAUUGGGCGAAGGUCGUUCGUUUACUUGAAUUUUCUCAAGGUGCACAAGUGACGAAAAAUAAACGAGAUGUCAAUCGAAUGAAAAGUAUUAUUUUACAAGCAACACGUCACAAGGUUGCACGGGAAUCAAAUAGUAGUGCUUAG
This is a messenger RNA of Adineta ricciae, 768 nucleotides long. Lineage: Eukaryota; Metazoa; Rotifera; Eurotatoria; Adinetida; Adinetidae. The record is from the annotation of a GenBank genome assembly.